This is a messenger RNA of Achroia grisella, 1663 nucleotides long. Its product is annotated as luciferin 4-monooxygenase-like. Bases 77 to 1663 code for a protein of 528 amino acids. The record is from RefSeq and is a predicted model, not a curated record. Gene Ontology annotation, molecular function: long-chain fatty acid-CoA ligase activity. NCBI's taxonomy places the organism in Eukaryota, Metazoa, Arthropoda, Insecta, Lepidoptera, Pyralidae. The transcript is spliced from 11 exons. Gene Ontology annotation, biological process: fatty-acyl-CoA biosynthetic process; long-chain fatty acid metabolic process.
UAAACAGUAUAUUUAAGGUGUUGAAUAUUGUUUGUGGUGUUAAUACUGUGAUUUUCGUUGAAAUAAGUUCUACAAAAUGUGCAGUGAAAUCUGGGACAAAAUAUCAGAAAAAAACUGUCGCCUCGGCGAUCUGUUUUUGUAUGCUAUGAAGAAACGACCAGAUGCUGUGUGCUUGAUAGAUGCAGCAACGGGCGAGACAGAAACAAAUGCAUCUGUUUUAUCUCGUUCAAUAACUCUCGCAAGAUGUUUCAGAAGACUGGGAUUUCAAGUAGGUGACGUGAUUUCAUUGAGUGGACCAAAUAACAUUGACCUCCAUAUUCCGUAUUUCGCAGCAAUAUUGAACGGAAUGCCUCUGAUUGGCGUAGAUCCUACUUUUAAAUACGAUGAAAUAGAAAAAGUAUUAAGUGUAACGAAACCGAAAAUAUCAUUCUGCACGACUGUGUCCUACGUUGACUACAUUAAUGCGAUUCGAAAACUAAACCUCGACACGAGAGUGGUUACAUUUGAUGACGGUGAUCACUCUAUGGCCAAUUUCAUAGACAAUUAUAACUCUAAAGAAGAUAAUGAUGAGGAGUUUAAGCCAGCAACAUUUGACGCUGAGAAGAAUUUCGCGUGGUUGUUAUGUACAAGUGGUACUUCAGGCUCUUUCAAGGUAGCAGCAAUCACCCACAAAUCGAUAUUGGAUUCCGUUCGCGAAACUUUCACUAAACUAUCUAUAGAAAGGAGGAGAAAUAAGAAAACGUUGAUAUUAUCACCAAUUCAAUGGAUAACAUGUAUCGCCGAUAAUAUAUAUGCACCAUUGUUAGAAUCUAUUAAGCUACAGACAUCGUCACCAUCGAUAGAAAACUUUAUCGAUAUUAUAAACGAACAUAAGCCCGUAACCGUAAUUACGAGCGCAUCGACUCUAACAUACAUUUUGAGUAACGACAAGAAAUGCGAUUUAACUUGCUUUGACAGUAUUUUAAUAACAGGUGGAAAGGUUCGUAAGGAUCUAAUAACUGAAUUGAAGUCUCGAAUGCGAAAAGAUGCAGUUGUUGUUGAAGUUUAUGGACAGACCGAAUCGAUAGGGCCGGUCUUGCAACCAACUAUUAAUGCACCACUGGGUAGUUGUGGAAAAGCGACGUCCACAUUUCAAGUUAAACUUGUCGAUCCUGAAACUGGAAAGGAAAUUACUGAUCCCAAUACUCCCGGUGAAAUGUGGAGGAAAGGACCGAGCUUCACGGAGUAUUACAAUAAUCCAGAAGAAACAGCCAAGGCAUUCACGGAGGACGGCUGGUACAAAACUGGGGACCUUCUGUACAGAGAUCUCGACGGCAACUACUACUUUGUGGAGCGACUCAAGAUGCUCAUAAAAUACAAAAGCUAUCAUGUGAUCCCAUUAGAACUGGAGGAGCUGAUACGAACCCACUCCGGUGUUUUGGACGUCGGUGUGACAGGCGUGCCUAACGAGCGUGACGGUGAGCUUCCAGUCGCGGUGGUGGUCCGUAAGCCAGGGUCCGACGUCACUGCUCAGGAGAUAAAGGAUUUGGUCGCUAACAAACUAUCGGAAAGCAAAUUACUAAGAGGUGGCGUGGUAUUUGUAGACGAGUUGCCGUUGACAUCAAUUGGAAAAGUAGCGCGCUUGAUACUCCGUCAAAUUGCAAUAAACGCAAACCGAGAAUAA